Messenger RNA from Salvelinus namaycush (lake trout), 5481 nucleotides. RefSeq names its product C-myc promoter-binding protein-like. The transcript has 12 exons. The record is from RefSeq and is a predicted model, not a curated record. Gene Ontology annotation, biological process: regulation of Rab protein signal transduction. Bases 1 to 2433 code for a protein of 810 amino acids. NCBI's taxonomy places the organism in Eukaryota, Metazoa, Chordata, Actinopteri, Salmoniformes, Salmonidae. Gene Ontology annotation, cellular component: cytoplasmic vesicle.
AUGGAUCUGAUGUUCUCUCUGCGCUGCAGACGUAGAGACAGCCCUGAGGACGGAGAGGAGAGGGACUGGAGUGACGAGGACAAGAAUAACACAGACGCCAUCUUUGAUCUGGAGGACCUAGAUCUGGACGGACCAACCACAGAGAGCUUUGCUAAAACCAGCCAAUCACGGAAGAGGACGGUGGAACGCAGCGCCAGCUAUGGCGGUGUGGGUGUGGCCUCAGCCUCGCGGGGCACCGUUAAACGAACGGGGAUCGAGACAGGCUUCGACCCGCUGUCCCUCCUGGCGGCCGAGUCCAAGUCCCAGGGGGACAGAGAGGACGACCUGGAAGUAGAGAUGGAUGGGGUCACGACCCCUACGGGCCGGCGCCAGGACCACCUGGCUAGGGAGAUAGAGAUGUACAUGAACCAUAUGGGUUCUCCUCUGAACAGCCGGACCCCCAGUAUGGACCUCCAGGACCCCUCCAGUCCCCUGUUCCUACACCCUCCUCCCCCACUCAUCACCACCCCUCGACGGGCCAGUCUCCCCCAUACCUCCCCUCUCAGGACAGGAGGAUUACCUCGCUCCAGGACCCACCACUUCCCCUCGCCCUCCCAGCCUGCCAGACAGAGGCUCUGGUCCUCACCCCCCUGUCCCCGCUCCACGCCCAGCCCGCAGCCCAGCCCCUACCGGGAGAGGGAGAGAGACAGGGACCUGGGUUUGCUGUCCCCCUCUCUGUCCUCCUCCUCCUUCGCCCUGGACCAGAUCCUCACCCCCACCCUGGAUGUGUUCAAGAGCAGCGUGUUCUCGGCAGGGAAAGGUGUGGCAGAGAAGGCUAGCCGGUGGUACUCUCGCCUGGCCACCUCCUACACCGUGCCUACCAAGGAGGGUAACUGUGACCGUCUGAGUGUGUCCUCUCUGGGCAUGGACCCUGACUGCUCCUCCCUGUUGGAUGUGGAUGAGGAGGGACUGGGGGACCCAGACGGCUCCAUCAUCUCCCCUCAGAGAAAUGGCCACGGGUCCCGUAGGAGCCCAAGGAGAAGCCCGUCCAGACGCAGUCCCCUGAGGAGCAGACUGGACAGUCCCACAUACAAACAGACAGGCUUUCCUCCCCCAGACUGCUCUGAUCUGGGCUCGUCUCGCUACACCAGCAAUACCAGUGUCUUCCAGAACUACGCCAUGGAGCUGUUGAUCUCCAGCUGUUCUCGCUGUAAGACGUGCGACGGUCUGGUGUACGACGAGGAGAUCAUGGCAGGAUGGACGGCUGACGACUCCAACCUCAACACCACCUGUCCCUUCUGUGGGAACCCCUUCCUCCCUUUCCUUAAUGUAGAGAUCAGAGACCUGAGAGGACCUGGGAGGUUCUUCCUGAAGAGCAGUCCGUCAGCGGACGAGGCUGUGUCAUCGUCCUACUCUGUGUCCACCGGUCUGGACACCGGAACGUCCACUCUGUCCACUCCCUGUCCCACUACUGUCCUGUCUCCUCUCUCACCCAGGAUCACUGUAGAGGGUUGCUCUGGUAACAACAGGCUGUCGUCGUCCAGGGCCCAGUGUAUAGAGAUCCCUACAGAGCGGCGCCAGGGGGCCCUGUCCCCGGGGUCAGCUAUGGUGCGGAGUGUCAGUGCAUUUGACCCCAUGGAGGAACCAACUCGACUCAACCACAAUGUACCCACUUCAGGCAGCCUGCCCAGCCGACUCAACGAAGCCAGCGACCCCCUGAGUGUUGAUAUGGAGUGGCGUCUCCACCACCCAGAACCAGUCACAGUACCCUACCUGAGUCCCCUGGUGCUGUGGAAGGAGCUGGAGUCCCUGCUGGAGAACGAGGGAGACCCUGUUAUCACAGUGUCAGCCGUGGUGGACCACCAUCCUAUCAUCUACUGGAACCUGGUUUGGUCCUUCAGACGUCUGGACCUGCCCAGCAACCUGCCUGGACUCAUACUGACCUCCGAGCACUGUAACAGGGGAUCUACGGUCCCUCGCCACUGGAUGUCAGAGGACAGUAAACAUGUGUUGGUCCAGAUCUUAUGGGACAACCUCAAGCUGCACCGGGACCUCAUCCAGCCGUUCUACAUCCUGUGGAACACACAGAGUGUGGGCUACCCGUUGUGUGGUCCUGUGAGCGAGGCGGAGCGUCCGUUUGGGGAGGAGCUACUCCACAGCGUGGUCAAGAGCAUCCAGAGGAACGACGUCUCUCGACCAAUGGGACAGCUCCUACAGCUGCUGGGGCAGAGCCUGGGGGUCAAGAGGCAAAGGAGUCUGUACAGAGACAUCCUCUUCCUGUGUCUGGUGGCUCUGGGAAAGGACAACAUUGACAUCGACGCUUUUGACCGUGAAUACAAGAUGGCGUACGACCACCUCAGCCCCAACCUGGUGAAGCUGACGCACAACUGCGACCGUCCGCCCAGCGCUGGGGUCAUGGAGUGUCGCAAGACCUUCGGAGAGCCCUACCUCUGAACUCUGACCCCUUUACCCCUGACGUGUCACCUCCGACAGACACUUCAGCCUCCACCCGGGCCAGUCACCUCCGUCACUCAGCAUAGCACAGCCGUGGGUAGCACACGUGGGUAGGGUUCAAGAGAUCUUUGUGUCCAUGAAAAGCGCUGUAUAAAAUCCAUGUAUUACAACGGUGGCUUUCCCAAAGAGGACUGAGGAUUGCUUUAAAGACGAGCUCAGGAAUCCCUUUAGAAAGACUUACAGAAUGUGUGAUGACACGGUGAUGUUUUGGGUCGUGUCCGUCACCUGUGAGAGACGUGACGGGGCUGACCAGAGACUAACGGAGCUGGCCGACCAGGGUGUUAUUAUGUAGUCUUGACUAGUCUCACAAAAGGGAUGUUUAUAAAAUCCCAUCUCAUCACCUGGUUGUUAUAGGUUCUGGACGUACCCCUCUGGAUGGAUGGAGAUUAUACUCAUUAACGUAACAACGGUUUCACACAUUUUGACGUGUUCUAUUUCGGGGUACUUAUGUUUUUAAGAAAUCUUGUACAAAUUGUUACAUAAAAUACAAAAUGUACUUUAUAUACGACAGUAGUAGUAGGGACCUUUUAUAAAACAACAUUUGUAUUAUAUAGUCAAAUUAUAGAGACUAAUAUCAGCAAUAUUUUACUUAACUUGAAUUCUAUUUAUACAAAGUAAGACUUUUAUUUAUUUUAGUCUGUUUUAUUUGUUUAGCUGGAUGUACUGGCUUCAUGUCAGGGUGAAACAUCCAUUCCUCUCCUCCUGUGGUUGAUGGAUGUACUGGCUUCAUGUCAGGUGAAACAUCCAUUCCUCUCCUCCUGUGGUUGAUUGAUGUACUGGCUUCAUGUCAGGGUGAAACAUCCAUUCCUCUCCUCCUGUGAUUUAUGGAUGUACUGGCUUCAUGUUAGGUGAAACAUCCAUUCCUCCCCUCCUGUGGUUGAUGGAUGUACUGGCUUCAUGUCAGGUGAAACAUCCAUUCCUCUCCUCCUGUGGUUGAUGGAUGUACUGGCUUCAUGUCAGGGUGAAACAUCCAUUCCUCUCCUCCUGUGGUUGAUGGAUGUACUGGCUUCAUGUCAGGGUGAAACAUCCAUUCCUCUCCUGUGGUUGAUGGAUGUACUGGCUUCAUGUCAGGUGAAACAUCCAUUCCUCUCCUCCUGUGGUUGAUGGAUGUACUGGCUUCAUGUCAGGUGAAACAUCCAUUCCUCUCCUCCUGUGGUUGAUGGAUGUACUGGCUUCAUGUCAGGGUGAAACAUCCAUUCCUCUCCUCCUGUGGUUGAUGGAUGUACUGGCUUCAUGUCAGGGUGAAACAUCCAUUCCUCUCCUCCUGUGGUUGAUGGAUGUACUGGCUUCAUGUCAGGGUGAAACAUCCAUUCCUCUCCUCCUGUGGUUGAUGGAUGUACUGGCUUCAUGUCAGGUGAAACAUCCAUUCCUCUCCUGUGGUUGAUGGAUGUACUGGCUUCAUGUCAGGUGAAACAUCCAUUCCUCUCCUCCUGUGGUUGAUGGAUGUACUGGCUUCAUGUCAGGUGAAACAUCCAAUUCCUCUCCUCCUGUGGUUGAUGGAUGUACUGGCUUCAUGUCAGGGUGAAACAUCCAUUCCUCUCCUCCUGUGGUUGAUUGAUGUACUGGCUUCAUGUCAGGGUGAAACAUCCAUUCCUCUCCUCCUGUGGUUGAUGUCUGUUAGAAAGUUCUAGUAGUAUUUACAGUGAGGAGUGUAACUGUCCCUGUUACUGUACCACACUGAUGUCCAUCGUAAACUGAACUAAGCUGGUUUGAAGUAUUGUAUCAGUGAGGGCAUUCAAAGAUUCACUCAAAACAACUAAAGUCGCUUUAAAACUGCCAAAAUGUUGCGUUAAAUACUUCAUUUCCCGCUGCACUUCACAACAAAUGUUGUUGUUGACAAGACGUAUCCCGAGUAUGGAUUGAUUCGUUUAUAAAUAUCUAUUACAGAAAUACCCAUACUGAGUCAAAUACUUUGACGUUUACAAAACUGAUUGACCUCUGUUUUUAAAGUAAUGUGCGAUUGUAAAACUGACUUUGACAUCUUUGGCACAACAUGCUGUAUGAAUCGGCUCCUCAGAUAUCAGUAUUAAUAUCAUUAAAGUGGAAGUACCUUUUAAAGUACCUUCGAGUUAAAGUUGGAGUACCUUUUAAAGUACCUUCAAGUUAAAGUGAAGUACCUUUUAAAGUACCUUCAAGUUAAAGUGAAGUACCUUUUAAAGUACCUUCAAGUUAAAGUGAAGUACCUUUUAAAGUACCUUCAAGUUAAAGUGAAGUACCUUUUAAAGUACCUUCAGGUUAAAGUGAAGUACCUUUUAAAGUACCUUCAAGUUAAAGUGAAGUACCUUUUAAAGUACCUUCAGGUUAAAGUGAAGUACCUUUUAAAGUACCUUCAAGUUAAAGUGAAGUACCUUUUAAAGUACCUUCCAGUUAAAGUGAAGUACAUUUUAAAGUACCUUCCAGUUAAAGUGAAGUACAUUUUAAAGUACCUUCAAGUUGGAGUACCUUCAAGUUAAAGUGAAGUACCUUUUAAAGUACCUUCAAGUUAAAGUGAAGUACCUUUUAAAGUACCUUCCAGUUAAAGUGAAGUACCUUUUAAAGUACCUUCAAGUUAAAGUGAAGUACAUUUUAAAGUACCUUCAAGUUGGAGUACCUUUGGGACCUCUGUGUACUGUUAAGAACAUGUAGUUACCCUUUUGAUAAAUGGAGGGAAUAUUGCUACACGACAGUAGGUUCCGUGUUUCAUGUCCUUUCAUAUUCUCUGUACUUCCUGUACGUGUGGGCCUCUCUUCAGGUGUUAUAAACUGUGAAUAGUGGGGUUAUGACAGGGAAUUUACAAGGAAAGGGUGGGUUGUUCAAUAGUUUUGAGGUAACUGUCUGUUCCCCUUCAAAAAACUUUUUUAGAUUUUAAUUUAUGUGUUUUAGAACCAAAAAAGAAUCUUCCAAAACGGUACGAUGGUACAGUGUAUAUACUGAACAAAAAUAUAAACGCAACAUGUAAAGUGUUGGUCCCAUGUUUCAUGAGCUGAAAUAAAAGAUCCCAGAAAUGUU